This is a messenger RNA of Heteronotia binoei (common prickly gecko), 3157 nucleotides long. RefSeq names its product ADAM metallopeptidase domain 9 (gene ADAM9). NCBI's taxonomy places the organism in Eukaryota, Metazoa, Chordata, Lepidosauria, Squamata, Gekkonidae. Gene Ontology annotation, molecular function: metalloendopeptidase activity; integrin binding. The record is from RefSeq and is a predicted model, not a curated record. Gene Ontology annotation, biological process: membrane protein ectodomain proteolysis; transforming growth factor beta receptor signaling pathway; cell-cell adhesion mediated by integrin. The transcript is spliced from 23 exons. Bases 154 to 2856 code for a protein of 900 amino acids. Gene Ontology annotation, cellular component: plasma membrane.
CUCGGCUCUACUAUGCCAGUCCCUGGCGCCGGCGGGCGGGGAGGAGACGGCUCCUCCCCGGGGGUGUUCCCGGCACUAGGAGGCCGCGCCGCGCAGGCUCCAUAAUUGGAGCAACCGCUUGCCCCGAGCCCUGAUCUGGGCGCAGGGAGAGGGAUGGCUGGGGCCGCGAGUAGCACUUUUUUACUCCUGCUCUUCGGGGCGCUGAGCCUGCAGGCCGAUCGGCCAGGUUUUCAGCAGCUAUCGCAUUUAUCUUCCUAUGACAUUAUUAUCCCUGAGAGAUUUACUAGAGAACGGCGAGAAGUAUCUGGUUCUUCUUCGGCACAGGACAAGUUAUCAUACUUGGUUGAAGUUGAAGGAAGGAAACAUAUUAUUCACCUAGAAAGAAAUAAAGGGCUUUUGCCUAAAGACUUCACAGUUUAUACAUACAAUGAGGAUGGAACACUGCAUUCUGAAAUUCCAGAUGUUCAGGGCCACUGCCACUAUCAGGGAUAUGUUGAAGGAAUAUCAGAUUCGUUUGUUGCUGUCAGCACUUGCUCUGGACUCAGGGGAUUGCUGCAAGUCGAGAACAUUACCUACGGCAUUGAACCUAUGGAGUCGCCUUCUGGUGUUCAACAUAUUAUCUACCGAAUGGAGAACGUGAAGAAAGAGCCCAUGGCCUGUGGGGUUGCUGACCCAGGUCAGAAAUGGGAAACAACAGAGCAUCUAUACCCCCACAGUGGGACUCAGCUGCUGAGAAAAAAAAGAGGUGUCCUUCUACAGACAAGAUAUGUGGAGCUCUUUAUAGUUGUGGACAAUGAAAGGUAUGUGCUGCUAGGCAAGAAUGAAAGUGCUGUGAGAGAAGAGAUGGUGCAGUUGGCCAACUACUUGGACAGUAUGUAUAGUAUGCUGAAUAUCCGUGUCGUCUUGGUGGGCUUGGAGAUCUGGACAAAAGUGAAUAAGAUCAUCAUUGAAGGAGGUGCAGGGGAUGUUCUUUCUAACUUUGUCCAGUGGCGAGAACAGAACCUUGUCUUGCGCCGAAGACAUGACAGCGCACAGCUUGUUCUGAAAAGACCAUUUGGUGGAACAGCAGGAAUGGCCUAUGUGGGAACUGUGUGUUCCAAGAGUCACGCUGGAGGGAUUAAUGUGUUUGGACAGAUGAGCGUGCAGAUGUUCGCUUCCAUUGUUGCUCAUGAACUUGGCCAUAACCUGGGAAUGAACCACGAUGAUGAGAGAACCUGUACCUGUGAAGUCAAGAACUGCAUUAUGAGCUCUGGAGCAUCAGGUGCCCUGAACUUCAGCAGCUGCAGUGCAGAUGACUUUGAAAAGCUAACUCUGAACAAAGGCGGAAGUUGCCUUCUUAAUAUUCCUAGGCCAGAAGAAACCUAUAGUCCCCCAUACUGUGGCAACAAGUUAGUGGAUGCUGGAGAGGACUGCGAUUGUGGAUCACAAGAGGAGUGUAAAUCUGAUCCUUGCUGUGAAGCAGGAACUUGCAAACUGCGCUCAGGAGCUGAUUGUGCUUAUGGAGACUGCUGUCUGAACUGUCAUUACCUUUCCCAAGGCACUGAGUGCCGAGAGAGUGCCAAUGAGUGUGACCUUCCUGAGUACUGCAAUGGGACAUCACCGUUCUGUCCACAAGAUGUCACUGUUCAGAAUGGGCACUCAUGCCAGAACGAUGGAGCUUAUUGCUACAAUGGGAUGUGCCAGUAUUAUGAUGCACAAUGCAAGGCCAUCUUUGGCGCAAAGGCAAAGGCCGCUCCUGAGGUUUGCUUUUCUGAAGUGAACUCCAAAGGUGACAGGUUUGGAAACUGUGGUUAUCAUGGCCAUGACUACAAAAAGUGCUCAAGCUGGAACGCCAUGUGUGGGAAGCUGCAGUGUGAGAAUGUGGAAACUCUCCCAGUCUUUGGGAUUGAGCCUGCUAUUAUUCAGUCUCGCAUCAAAGGCAGCACCUGCUGGGGAGUGGACUUCCAGCUGGGGUCAGAUGUACCAGAUCCAGGGAUGGUGAAUGAAGGCACAAAAUGUGCCCCUGGAAAGAUCUGUAAGCACUACCAGUGCGUAGAUGUAGCUGUUCUGAAUUAUGACUGUGACAUAGAUAAUAAAUGCAAUGGACAUGGGGUGUGCAACAGCAAUAAGAAUUGUCACUGUCAUCCAGGAUGGGCGCCCCCCUACUGUGAUUCCAAAGGCUAUGGGGGCAGUCUGGAUAGUGGACCGACAUAUAAUGACACUGCACUGCAUGUUGCACUAAAUGCAGACAUUAAGGCAACCCCUGUCCCAAAGGCUGUACGUUAUCGAAGAUGGUACCUGAAUCAACAGCAGACAGAUAAUACCUACCCGAAUCAACAGCAGACAGAUAAUACCUACCCGAAUCAACAGCAGUCAGAUAACAUGUACCCGAAACAACAGCAGUCAGAUAAUAUGUACCCGCCUUAUAAACAAGGAAUGGACCCCAUAACUAAAAAGUGGCUGCUAGCAUUCUUCUUCGUGGUCGUUCCCAUAUUGCUAGUUUUGCUGUUCUGCCAUUUAACAAAAGAUAGUUGGGUCCGUUCCCUGAUGCCACUGGUAGAUCACUGUAGAUGUUGGGGCAGGCCACCGAUGAGUGUAAGUGAAGAGCCUGUGCACACAGAAUACCCACCAAGCGUGCCACGUUCUUCAAGGCAUCUAUCAACUCAAAUGAACGUGCAUCCGUAUAAGUACCCAGUGCCAUCAUACACGGUUAAUCAGCAACAUAGCUCUGAACCUGACUAUUACACUUCUCCUCUUCCUUCUCCACAGCCCAUGGAGCAGCAGUGCAUUCCACAAAGGCCUCCACCCCCAGUGCUGAAGAAGGCACCUCAGGAACACUUCUACCCUUCUCGACCAGCACCAUUGCCACCUGUAUAACUUUAAGUUUUUUUCCACAUGCUGCCCUGUUUGCCAAGAUGGAGCUUUAUCUGUCUUGCAUCAAGUGGCCCUUGUAACUCUUCCUUUUCCCUUGGCACUGGAUAAGGAAAAAAAAAAAGUAAAACCAAGGAAUGUAAACUUAUCAAGCAAAUACCUCUACCAAAGCUGCAGAAACUGAAACGAGCAAUCCUGUGAAGACUGUCUGUACAAACUGUGGUGGGCUGGACCACUUGAAAGUGGAUCAGUCUGAAAAAUUUUGGGUGUAACUAUCUUUUCCCUUUUAUGAUAAAAUUUAUACACA